Molecule: messenger RNA, 2199 nt
Organism: Adelges cooleyi (spruce gall adelgid)
Lineage: Eukaryota; Metazoa; Arthropoda; Insecta; Hemiptera; Adelgidae
Gene: Eaat2
Product: putative sodium-dependent excitatory amino acid transporter glt-6
Exons: 12
Coding region: 231-1760 (509 amino acids)
Biological process (GO): L-glutamate transmembrane transport
Cellular component (GO): plasma membrane
Molecular function (GO): L-glutamate transmembrane transporter activity; neutral L-amino acid transmembrane transporter activity; glutamate:sodium symporter activity
Source: RefSeq, a predicted model, not a curated record
ACAACGACCGGUCGCUCCACGCGACCACUGUAUAAUGUCCGAUCCGCGUUUCUCCACCGACGUCCGACUACCGCUGUCUGUCUUUGCUUUUCAACGCCUCGAUAACGAUAAUAAUAACAACAGCCACGUUAAUUAUUGCCAACGAGGUCACAAUCGAAGAAUCCGUCGCCGAAACACCGAUCAAGACGGUCGUGCCAGCCGCCCUUGUUGCCGCCGCCUUGGAAUCAGAAAUGAAAAUCAAUCAUGCCAACAACGUUGAGGAAAUGGAAGGGACGCGAGCGGAAUCAACGUUCACGAUCGUGUCCAAAGGCACGAACACGUCAAAAGCCAACAAGAUCUUGGAAUGUCUAAAGACCAACAGGUUUCUGGUGUUCAUCCUCACGUCGGUCGCGUUCGGCAUUGCCUUGGGACUUGUAUUAAGGCCGUUAAAACUUAGCAGCGACACUAUCACGUUGAUCUCAUACCCCGGUGACCUAUUCUUGAGGACUCUGAAGCUGAUGGUGUUGCCGUUCAUAAUAUCGUGUUUAAUCAUAGGUGCCGCAAACUUGGAUAUAAGUAAAAACGGUAAAGUAGCAGUUAGGACCAUAGUGUACUUUGUACUUACUUCGGUGUUCAACGUUUGCCUGGGCUUGACAUUGGGCUUGCUCGUACAUCCGGGAAAUCCAAAUCUAAGAGGAACAAAUGCCACGUCAUUUUCCGGACCGAAAAAAAUGCAAAUCAUGGACGGAUUCCUCGACAUGGGAAGAAAUUUGCUACCGGAUAAUUUGUUUCAAGCUGCAUUUCAACAGACCCUGACCGAAUACGAAACGAUUAUGGGCCAAAACGGUAUGAACACAUUGAAAAAGGUCGUCAAGUACAAAGACGGCACGAACACGCUGGGCAUAAUUUUCUUUUGCCUGGUUUUCGGCACGAUUUUAGGCACCCUGGGCGAACGCAAACGACCGGUACUCAACUUCUUUACCGUUACCUACGAAGUUAUGCAAAAAAUACUUACCGGAGUAAUAUGGUUCACGCCCGUCGGAGUGGCCAGCGUCAUCGCCGGCAAGAUCAUAACACUGGCCGACCUCUACGGCACGCUCAUCCAGCUCAGCCUGUUCAUCAUGACCACCGUGGGCGGAUUCCUUUUCUACCAGCUGGUCGUCUUGCAGCUCAUUUACUUCUUCAUAAUCAAGAAGUCGCCGUGGCCGUACUACGUGUCUCUGGGCCCGGCACUGGCCACCGCUUUUGCCACGGCUUCCAAGUCGGCAUCACUACCCAUAACGUUCAAAGUGUUGGACGAAAGGUUGAAAAUGAAUCCAAAAAUCACCAAGUUCGUUCUACCGAUUGGCACCAUCAACAUGGACGGUUCAGCGCUUUACUUGAGCGUGGCGCUACUGUUCUUGGCGCAAAUAAACAAUUUACAAUUGGGCGUUGGUGAAAUAUUCACUAUUGGGUUGGCUUGUACCGCUGCCAGUAUGUCUUCAGCUGCCAUCCCGUCUGCGGCCAUUGUUCUCGUUGUAAUGCUGUGCAGUGUCAUCAACGUGCCCACCGAAGACGUUUCAUUGCUGUUCGCCGUCGACUGGCUCGUUGACAGGUUCAGGACCACUAACAAUCUAAUAGGAGACUGUUACACCGUGGCCAUCGUCCAACAUUUGUCCAAAAACGAACUCGAGAACGAUUAUCCGGAAGAAAAAGACAUCGAAGAAGCUCACGUUAACGGCACGUUUGUCAUGCAGGAACAGCCGUUGCCCAAUCCCAAUUGUACCAACACACCAGUGUGACCAACCGAAUACACAAUGUUUUGUCGAUGCCUUUACAAUAUGUUAAAUUUAAUUUUAACUCGAGUAUUAUAUUUUAUACGGUUAAUUUUGUCGUUUGAUAUAUAUAUAUAUAUAUAUAAUUAUUAGUGUAUAAUUAUUAGUGCGUUAAGACUAUUUUUGUAUGUGUUUUGUAUAUUUUUUUUUUUUUUAACGAGCCGCGCAGUUGGCUUGACUCGAGUUUUUAUUGAUAAUUUGUUUCAAGUUAAAUAAAAUAUUAAUUAUUAAUUACCCAGUAAACAUUGAGAUAUUAUAGUUUAUGACUCUAGUCAUGUGUUAAACUUAUUGUACUAUUGUGGUGUUCUCGAAACACAGAGAUAUCGCGUCUAACACUGAAAAAUUACAAUAUUAUAAUAUACAUGUAAUAAUUAUUAUUAUAUUAAUUGUUAAGACCUGUUAAACA